Messenger RNA from Lichtheimia ornata, 1083 nucleotides. RefSeq lists its product as uncharacterized. Lineage: Eukaryota; Fungi; Mucoromycota; Mucoromycetes; Mucorales; Lichtheimiaceae. Bases 1 to 1083 code for a protein of 360 amino acids. The record is from RefSeq and is a predicted model, not a curated record. The transcript has 2 exons.
AUGGAUCCCUUUUUACCUGCAAUGGUUCUCACUUCUCUCUGCAUCGCUGCCACAAAGGUGUAUCGGCAUCUACGUCCUAACGACCAGCAGCAGCCUCUUCCUGCUCAACCUCAACAACACGAUGGUGACAAUCUGGAGACUGCGGAUUCUAUGGUCAAUGGCCCACAAGAAGCAACUUUUUCAGUGGCAACAUCUAGCGCACGAACAAGCUCAGAAGAAAGCCCCGGCUUGUGUGAUGAAAAGGAUACUGAUGAUAAUGACUCCAGCCCAUCGCCCCCGUUGACUGCCUUGGCGCCUGUUACACCCCCACCUUCACCACCCCGUAUGACUCGUCAGUAUGGGUUUUACAAGUCAAUCCACCAUGAACGCGCUUUACUACCCACUUGUCAUGACCUGCUGAUUUCAAGUGAACAAGUCACUCAAAAGGAUAAGAAUACCAGCAUUCCAAGCCAACAAGUUAUCACCAAGAAUGGCAAUCAAGCUCAACAUGGGUCCACCACUUCCACAGCUGCGCAACGUUAUCGUGCAAAGAAGCCAUGGCUCAUCCCUCAAUCUGCUACUUUCAAGACAACUUCUAGUACAAGAUAUGCCAUACGUGCCUCUGAUUCUCAUCAUCCAAGACAAAGACACAUGAUAUCAUCCAGCAUGAAGAAGAUCUCCAAUGAUAAAACAGCAUCCUAUUCAUCAAAUGAAGGUGCCCCUGGUUUUAGUAUCCCUUCUUCAUCUACGGCGUCAUCGCAAGCAACACCUCCCAUGACUCGGCAAUAUGCAUUCUGUGGAUCGGCUGAUACAUCAUCAACAACAACGAGCUCGUCAACAACAAGUAGCUCGUCAACCAAUGCUACACAACAUCAGGAAAGACGUACAAGACUCACAUCCCCCGAAUUAAUGCCACCACCACCACCCAGAGCUCCACGUCGUCAUGUUCGACCGUUGUUGAGGAGACAAAACGCCUUCUUCGCCGAUACACUUAAUAACACAAUGCUUGCUUCCAAAAGAAAACGCCAUCUUAUGGAUGAGAAUACACCACCUCCACCCAAUUCUCGCGAUGUGAGACAACGAUUGAAUACGGAUAAUGCGUAA